GCCAACUGUGUCUCGGUAAUCACAUGAUUUUUAUGUUGCGUCAGUUGUGUAGUGUAGCAAACUCUCGCAGCUAUUUUCUCAACGAUACAGGGAAUAUUACAUAACAUUGGAGAGUAAGUGAACACGUAGAGCAAUUUUGUUAAAUUGUUAGGCCUCGACCUUGAACACAUUUUUAAAGCGAAGUAGCUAGAUAGAUAGCUAACGUUAAGCACUUUUCCUUUUCAUGACUAACUUCUGCUUGUUGCAACAGUCAAGUCAGAAUGGGCCAUUUUCUAUCUCUCACCACCUUACUGUACCUGCUUGUUACGAGCUGCUCGGGCUCCCCUCCCUCGAAUUUCAUCGUCCUGUUCGCGGACGACCUGGGGUUCGGCGACCUAGGAUGCUACGGCCAUCCAACCUCGCUCACCCCCAACCUGGACCGAUUGGCGGCCGACGGACUGAGAUUCACUGACUUCUACUGCACCAGUCCCGUCUGCAGCCCCUCCAGGGCGUCUUUGCUGACAGGGCGCUACCAGACCCGGUCAGGGGUGUACCCGGGGGUGUUCUACCCCGGUUCCCGCGGGGGUCUACCGCUGAACGAGACCACCAUAGCAGAGGUGCUAAAGCCCCUGGGCUACGCCACGGCAGCCAUGGGGAAAUGGCACCUGGGGGUGGGGGAGAACGGGAUGUACCUGCCCACCCGACAGGGCUUUGACCACUACCUGGGGGUCCCCUACUCCCAUGACAUGGGACCCUGUCAGAAUCUGACAUGUUUCCCUCCAGAUGUUAAAUGCUUCGGACACUGUGACGUCGGCGUGGUAACCAUCCCACUAAUGCACAAUGAUGUCAUAAAGCAGCAGCCUGUGGACUUCCUGGAUCUGGAGAGAGUUUACAGUGACUUUGCCACAGACUUCAUCACCCAGUCUACCAGGAAGAAACAACCCUUCUUCCUCUACUACCCCUCCCAUCACACCCACUACCCCCAGUAUGCAGGCCCGGCAACGGCAGGGCGGUCUCGUAGGGGUCCGUUUGGUGACGCUCUGCUGGAAUUUGACUCUACAGUAGGGAAUCUGCUCUCAGCACUGGAACAUACUGGCGUCCUCAACAACACUCUCAUACUGUUCACUGCUGAUAAUGGGCCUGAGUUGAUGCGUAUGUCUCGGGGGGGUAAUGCUGGUCCUCUGAAGUGUGGUAAGGGCACCACCUAUGAAGGGGGCAUGAGAGAACCUGCCAUCGCCUACUGGCCUGGGACCAUCACACCAGGGGUCACCCAUGAGCUGGCUAGCACCCUGGAUAUCAUGCCCACCAUCGCAGGGCUGGCGGGGGCCAAACUACCAAUGGUGCAGCUGGACGGAGUGGACAUGACGGACAUCUUGGUCAACCACGGACCGAGUAAGAGAGAGGCCAUGAUGUUCUACCCUACAGACCCCAGUGAGAAGUACGGCUUGUUCGCUCUCAGGCUGGGCAAAUACAAGGCUCACUUCUACACACGCGGUGCAGGCCAUAGUGAGACCACCCCAGACCAGGACUGUCACAUAAUAUCCUUCCUGAAGCCCCAUGAUCCUCCCCUGCUGUUUGACUUGGAGUCUGACCCCAGUGAGAACUACCCCUUGUCUCCGCUGGGACGCCCCGACCUGCAGGCCCUGCUACAGAGGAUAGGCGUGGUCAAGGAACAGUUUGAAGCCUCCAUGGAGUUUGGGGAGAGCCAGAUCGGGAAAGGUAGCGACCCUGAUCUUGAGCCCUGCUGCACCCCGCACUGCACCCCCAAACCUUCCUGCUGCCAGUGUGGCUGAUGCAGCCUCAAACCGUCAGUAAAGCUUGUACUAUACCUUAAGUAAGACUAGAUCUAGUACCUCUAUUACUGUGGAUGAGGUACCCCAAAACUUAACCUCUGAAAGUGUGGAAAGACAGUUUUUUAAGCCAUAUGAGAGACUGUGGGAAGCAGCACUUUUUCAAACAUUAGAAAUGGUAUAUCCAGUAUGGCCAUUGUUCCACAUGAGUGUCUGAUCUACCAAUUCUAAUUCUAUGGAUGCGGGCACCCUCAUCCUCAUGUGGACCCUGCAUUCCAGUGACAACAACACCCAAAGACUACUGUAAUGGGCCCGGUUUCCCAAAAGCACUAUGCCUCAAUGACUCACUUAGCAACUGUGUGAUGUUUUGGGAAACGCAUGUUACAUCUUUGGUCGUUGUAGGAAAGAUGCAUUGUUAAAACACUCGUAAGCCUAAAUUCCAUCGCUAUCGGGAAACCGGGCCCUGGCUAGUUUUACGAAAGACGGUGUGUGUAUU
Messenger RNA from Salvelinus sp. IW2-2015, 2265 nucleotides. RefSeq names its product arylsulfatase A (gene arsa). Gene Ontology annotation, molecular function: arylsulfatase activity. NCBI's taxonomy places the organism in Eukaryota, Metazoa, Chordata, Actinopteri, Salmoniformes, Salmonidae. The record is from RefSeq and is a predicted model, not a curated record.